Messenger RNA from Amaranthus tricolor (Joseph's coat), 2724 nucleotides. Its product is annotated as protein transport protein SEC23 D. Gene Ontology annotation, cellular component: COPII vesicle coat; endoplasmic reticulum exit site. Gene Ontology annotation, molecular function: zinc ion binding; SNARE binding. Lineage: Eukaryota; Viridiplantae; Streptophyta; Magnoliopsida; Caryophyllales; Amaranthaceae. Bases 130 to 2367 code for a protein of 745 amino acids. The record is from RefSeq and is a predicted model, not a curated record. Gene Ontology annotation, biological process: COPII-coated vesicle cargo loading; intracellular protein transport; endoplasmic reticulum to Golgi vesicle-mediated transport. The transcript has 15 exons.
CUAUGUGGAGUUUUUUCAACACAAUUCAACCCGGAAAAAUAAAAAUGAAUCAUCCUUCAAACGCUCUCCCAGUCUAAGUCACUAUCAAAUCAAAUCUUUCAUCCCGAAUUUUCUCUCUCCUGGUAAUCAAUGGCGGUUCGGGCAACGGUUGCCCGAUUUCCAUCCGACCCUGAUGAGCAAGAGACAUCUGGUCUACCAUGGGGAGUAACGAUUACACCGUUUUGCGGUAGAGAUGAGAAUGGAAAUCCGCCGUCGAUGGGAUCCGACGGUGAGAAUUUGCCGAGGUGUGAAAAUUGUUGGGCGUACUUUAACUCUUAUUGUGAGCUUGAUCAAUGGGCUUGGAAUUGCUCUCUUUGUGGAACGCUUAAUGGGCUUUCUGCUCACUCCAUUGCCAAAUACUCUCACCCUCAAUCUUGCCCUGAAAUGUCUUCCUCUUUUAUUGAUCUUGAAUUGCCUUUGGAAGCAUAUGAGGAAGAAUCAAUGCAGGCUCGUCCUGUCUAUGUGGCAGCAGUUGACCUGUCAUCUUCCGAGGAGUUUCUGGAUCUUAUCAAGAGUGCCUUACUGGCGGCUUUAGAAGCACUUCCUGUUGGAGCACUAUUUGGACUUGCUGCUUUCAGCCUUAAAUUAGGGUUAUAUGAUGUGCAAGGGCCUGUUCCAGUUGUGAAAAAUAUUUUCAUUCCCUCUGAUGCUGAAGGAACUAUACAAAUAGGGCUUGAAGAUGUCAUGCCUUUGUCUUGUUUUUUAGCCCCGGUGGAGACUUGCAAAGAGCGGAUAGCAUCUGCCAUUGAGACUCUUAAACCAAUGACAUCAUGGGAAAGAUCAACAGCUGCUAAUCAACCUCUAGAUGGUGUAUUAUUAGCCGGCCGAGGUUUUGGAGCAUCAAUGGAGGCCCUCUUCAAUUACCUUGGAUCAGAAUAUGGAACCACAUUUGCACUAGCUAGGAUUUUUGCAUUCUUGUCUGGUGCUCCUGAUUAUGGAGCUGGGACUCUAGAUACAAGACGGUAUGGUGAGCAAUAUGCUAGUAAAGGAGAGGAUGCUGACCGUGCUUUACUUCCUGAGCAAACCUCAUUUUACAAGGAACUUGCGGCUGUCGCUGUUCAAGCAGGUGUUUGUGUAGACAUAUUUGCAGUUACAAAUGAGUAUACAGAUCUGGCAUCACUGAAGUUCCUUAGCAUUGAAAGCGGAGGGUCCCUUUUUUUGUAUCCAAACACUGAUGAUUCUACUCUACCUCAGGACAUGUAUCGCAUGUUAAGUCGUCCAUAUGCUUUCAACUGUGUUCUACGAUUAAGAACUUCUUCUGAAUACAAAAUCGGUCGCUCUUAUGGUCACUUUUUCCCUGAUCCAGAAUAUGAAAAUGUUCAGCACAUAAUAUGUUGUGAUUCUUAUGCAACCUAUGCAUAUGACUUUGAAUUUUCAAAAGUUGAGGGUUUUUCAAGGCAUGCCUCAGAACCCCCUAUGCUACAAGUUGCUUUCCAGUACUCUGUGGUUGUACCACCUGAGGAGCUUUCAAGUUCUGGAUUGAGUUCUGCAAGUAGGCCCAAAUUUUCAAUCAAACGGCGCCUAAGAAUCAGAACUUUGCAAUAUGGAGCUGCACGCAACAUUAACGAGCUGUAUGAUAGUGUUGACUCUGAAGUGGUUCUUUCAAUUCUUGUUCACAAGGUCAUUCAGGCUUCUUUGGAGCAAGGAGUUCGAGAGGGCAGAGUACUGCUUCAUGAUUGGCUAGUUAUUCUUACAGCACAAUACAAUGAUGCCCUUAAGCUCAUCCAGUAUGGGACUGGAACUUCUAGUGCCGUUCAACAAAUUGAUGUUGCAUUUGCACAAUGCCCUCAGUUGCAGCCUUUGCCUCGCUUGAUCUUUGCUUUGCUUAGAAGUCCUCUACUUCGUCUGCAUGAGGAGGGUGUUCAUCCUGAUUACCGAAUAUUCUUGCAAUGUCUCUUCAGUGCGUUGGAACCAAGCUCUCUACAUCGUGCUGUAUAUCCUGUAUUGAGUUCAUAUACAACCCCAGAUAAACAAGCAUAUCCACGCCAUUCCCUGAGCCGUGCUGCACUAAUAACUAGUGGCAGUCCAAUAUUUCUUCUGGAUGCAUUCACAACUCUAAUAGUGUUUUAUUCUUCAACUGCUGACCCAUCACUGCCUUUCCCACCACCUCAGGAUUGUUUACUAAGAGCAACAAUAAAUAAACUGAAAAAAGAGAGAAGUAUUACACCAAAACUCUUAUUCAUCCGAGGUGGGCAGGACGAUGCCACAGCUUUUGAGAACUAUCUAAUUGAGGAACAAGAUGUUGAAGGGUCCGGCUUCACCAGCGUCAUGGGAUUUGUUUCAUUUUUGGAGGAUAUAAAUCGUGGCGUUUUGGAGUAUUUGAAAUAGAUCAAAUCCGAUAACAGGAAAACGCUGAUAUAUGAUUAAAAGCGCCAAAGCUGGAAGCUUAAUGUCCAAGUUCGGUAAAUUGGUUGGUUAGUAGGUUAGUUCCCUAGUGGAAAUUCUGUUCGAAUUUGCAAGUUCCUGAGAAACAAUUUUCAUGCGAGGAGAGGUUUGAUGCUAAACGCACAUUUGGACGAUGAAAAACAUAAUUAAAUGAAUCAAAUUUUGCUAUCUGUGGCAUUGAAUCGUCUAUUUAAUUGGGAGUUUUUGAUACUUUCUCUGUGAACAAAUGGAUUCUGUGAAUUAAUGUAUACAUUGUUUAGAUUUGUUCCUUGUCUUGAAUGUAUAAUUCUUUUCUUACUA